Molecule: messenger RNA, 2546 nt
Organism: Pimephales promelas (fathead minnow)
Lineage: Eukaryota; Metazoa; Chordata; Actinopteri; Cypriniformes; Leuciscidae
Source: RefSeq, a predicted model, not a curated record
UGGGGUAUUACUGAGGUGGGGUAUUUCAUUGUAUUGUAUUGUAUUUUGUAUUGUAUUGCUCUUGUUUGCAGGAGGAUGCCAGGCCCGACCGGGACUCAGAGCCAUGAGCUCAUUCCUGGAUAUGUAACAUCUCUGUCUUGUGAGUUUGUUUGUGUCUCCACAGGUCCGGCUGACAGGAAGAGAGAGUGGCAGAGAGACAGCCAGCAGAGCCCAGAUGAUGGACGUCCGUUCACUUCUUCUCAAGACUCUCGGAGAGCAAAGGCAAAGGCAGAGGAAGAGGAGAAGCGUGAUUCCCGUGACUGGAGCGGCAUCAUCCCAGACCAGAGGACUGCACCGAUACCCGAGAGAAGAGCUGAGGGCAUCUGUGCUUUCUUACGGAGAAUCGGGAAGGCUGUAAAGCUGGACUGCAGUGAGGUCGAUAUACUUGUGUCCACAUAUCCCUCCUGCAAUCCCACGGAUGUCCAGCAGGAUUCAUCCGAGUUUUACUGGGCAACACCAGUGCAUCCGUGUCCAUCUGGAGUCCAGCUGCCGGUUAAUGCCGAUCCGGACGAUCCCGAAGACUCUUGCACAUCUGUCCUGGACCCAGAGCCGGCAGUGGCGCGAGAUCUAGAGCUGAUGUCUCUCUCAGGAUUGUCCAGUCUCUCUAGUAUCGAGCUGACGCCGGACUCUAUUCAGGACGAUCCUGACGAUGCAUCGUCUGUCCCGGAUUUUGCUGAAAGCCAAACACAGAAGAAGAAGAAAGAUGUGGGUGCGUUUCUCCGUAGGAAAUGGAGGGCUAUGAUAGCGCCGGCUGUUGAAAAACAAUCAAGAAGGAGGGUGAAGAAAGGCUCAUUCAUCCAACGAACAUGGAAAACUCUAAAGGUUUCCGCUCUUGGCUGUUACGGGGACGACACAGUGGACCCAGAUCCAGCAGAUCUACAGCCACAGAUAUCUGUCCUCUCCAGGGACUUAACCGAGCCAGGUCCAUCUCACCGCGAGAUCAGUUCUGACCAGUUACCCUUCUCGGGUCCAUCUCACCGCGAGAUCAGUUUAGACACGUCACCCUUCUCAAGUCCAUCUGGUUCCCAGUCAAGUUUCUUUUACUCCGAUUCAUCGUCUGCUCCAUGUCUGACCGAUCUUCUCUCAGAGUUAUCAAUUUUAAUGGGAGAUUACGAGCCUGUUUCCAGUUAAUCCAGUCUCAAGCUGAUCCUGAGCUGAGUUGUAGGACUGUGCACACGUUUCUUUUCUGUAUUGACUAAGCCUGAAUUGCGGAAGAAUCAUCAAACUGAAGCUGAAAUUGGGCAACCUGAUAUACACGGACACUGUUGGUUGAGGACUAAAUUGGACUUAGUGUGAUUUCAAUUUUCCACGUUGCUGUUGUUUUUUUGUUUUUUUUUCUUGAUUGUUUCAAGUCCUUUUGUAUUUUAUUUUCAUUUUUUACAUUUUUUAUUCUGAUUGAAUAUUGUAUUGGUUUCUCUCAUCUUUUCCUAUUUUGUUUCUAAGGUGACGAGAGUUGAAAGGAGAAUUUAAAGGGUAAUUGGGUGAAAGAGUUGUAGCUAGAAUUAGAUUCAAACGUAGCUAAAAUUAGGUCAGACGCGUCUCAAGCCAUUAUACGGCUGCAACUGCAAAUAUACGGCUGGAGCGUUUGGUUGUUGGUUGUAGAGCGAGACACUGCUUCACUGCUGCUCGCCCUGCGAUCGAUUGCCAAACUCACUUUCUUUACACUCACUUACAAUCGAACAUUUUCCUAUACGUGACUCGUGCGUCUACACUACACCCGUACCACUAAAAAGACGGAUUAUACCCAAGUCUUGAGUCAUAAAUUAGUAUAAAUACUAAUAGCAUCACCUUUUUGUAUUUUAUUUAUUUUUAUUUAUUUUCAUUCAAUAUCCAGAUCCACCAUUUUCACAUUUAUUUCCAUUUUCACAUUUAUCUCCCAGUUUAAAGCUAGACUAAAGAUGCAUUUAUUUAGCCAGGCGUUCAUAUAAAAUGUUUAUCUUACAGUUACUGUAAAUUUGGCCUCUAGUUUAUGCCCCGACUGAGCCUGGGUUCUCCCAAGGUUUUUUUUUUUUCUCCAUCGGGUCACUUGAUGGAGUUUUUCGGUUCCUUGCCACUGUUGCCAUUGGCUCGCUCAGUUGGGGAUAUUCAAAUUAAAUGACCCAUCAUACCAUUGAUCAGCUCCACCAAACUUGGAUGUCUUUUUUUUUUUCCAGUAAUAAACAAACACUGUUAAGUUCUUUUGAUUGAUACUGUGAAGCAGAUUUGAUACAAUCUGUAUUGUAAAAAGUGCUUUUUAAAUAUAUUUGACUUGACUAUUCUACACACUUUGUAUUCAUGUAUAAUGUAUGCUUGUAUGUACGACUUAAAACUCAUCUUUAUUCAUUGGCUUUUAAAUCAGACUGAGAGUAAAUCUGCUUUUUGUUUUGUUUUGUCUUGUCACUUGUUUAAUUGUGUCUUGUGCUUUUGUCAUGUGUUUUUAAUUUUUGUCUGAAAUUAUUUCCGUGUUCAGCACUUUGGCAAACCUCGGUUGUUUUAAAUGUGCUUUACAAAUAAAAUUGUAUUGUAUU